AUGCCGACCCAACAAAAUAUCUGUCCGUCAUGCGGCAAGCCACAGUUGAAGCGAAGAUUCGACUGGAGGGCCAUUCUCUACGCCAUUUUGUGUUUCCCUUGUGGAAUCUACUGUUGCCUUCGAAGGAGAAGCCGUUACUGUCGUGGAUGCCAUUGCGACGUGAGUUCAUUUUGCUUUUUUUAAAAACAUUAUUCAAUUGUUUGUGCCAUUAGUUUUUAACAAUUAUUGAGCAAUAAGAAAAAUGUUAUCUUUGGACUGUGCACCUGUAUAGGUGGCUUAGGCCUAGUCUAUGUCGAAUAUUUUUCUCGUAAUUCAUAAUAGUUAUUUGAAAAAUCAACUAAGAAAUGAAAACGCUUUCAAAUCCUUAAUAUCAACAAAAAUCCCUUCAUUUUUUUCUCAGAAUUUUUUAAUCUUUCUGGUAUCAUUCUUACAAGGCUCAAAAUUAUCCUAUUUUUCUAAUUUUCCCAUGUCGGCUCACAAUUUUAUCGCAGUUUUCUCCCAUUCCGAACACCACUCAAAGGGACAAAUACACUUUUCCACCGUAAACAAAUCGAUGAUGUCAGGAGUAAACAGGCCAUGCGGCAGCUGAUCUGCACAAAACACAUCGAAUUGGCAGAAUUUCUUUCAACUGAAUAGAAGUAAAAAAAAAAGUUGGUAGCGCCAUGAAAAUGUUGAUUUUAUUAGUCAGUUUUCUGAAGGAAAAAAAAAUGAUUCAUGACUGUAUAUAUAAUUUGUUUGAAAUGGACAUUGUUAGAAGAAAAGAACUUCCUCAGAGAAGGUUGCGAGGGAAUGAUGCCGAUUUGAUUUUUAAACUAGGUCCUUUUCAUCGAAAAAAUUGAUCGAAUUGGAAAUAUCUCCCAUCCGUCUUUUUAUUAGAAUAAACAAACUCAAGGCCUUAUAUCAUUUUUGGUUCAUUCACAGCUAUCUGGUGCCGCACUUCGCCUUUCAAAGUCGCUUCAAGAUCUAAUGCCUCAUUUUUGCAGGUGAUUCAGUCUGGCGAACGGCCGAUCGGCCAAGGCCUCGGCUACCAGUAUCGUCACUACCAGACGACGCACAAGGGUCUCGCGCCGCAGGAAAUCAGCGCCUACCGUAACCACGCACUGUCGACGUCCUCAACCAACGGCACUCUUGAAAGGGACCGAACUCAGAGCGUCUCUUCGGAUAAGCAUCUCAUUGACACUAUCUAA
This is a messenger RNA of Caenorhabditis auriculariae, 1187 nucleotides long. Lineage: Eukaryota; Metazoa; Nematoda; Chromadorea; Rhabditida; Rhabditidae. The record is from the annotation of a GenBank genome assembly.